Molecule: messenger RNA, 3255 nt
Organism: Punctularia strigosozonata HHB-11173 SS5
Lineage: Eukaryota; Fungi; Basidiomycota; Agaricomycetes; Corticiales; Punctulariaceae
Product: Nop-domain-containing protein
Exons: 11
Coding region: 68-1804 (578 amino acids)
Cellular component (GO): box C/D methylation guide snoRNP complex; small-subunit processome
Molecular function (GO): snoRNA binding
Source: RefSeq, a predicted model, not a curated record
CUCACUUCAAGGCCCGGGCGGACUGAAGACUAGGGGCCUACUUGGGACUUCCGCUUGACUGCUCACGAUGCUUGUGCUAUAUGAAACCGCUCUGGGCUUCUGUCUUUUCAAGCUCACCGACUCGGCCAAGCUCACCAGCCCCGACCUAUGGGAAGAAUUCGAAACUCCGGAGCGGGCAAACAAGCUCUUGAAGCUCAAGGGCUUGCACCGGUUCACCUCGACCGCGACGGCGGUAGAGGAAAUCACCGCGAUCCAAGAGGGUAAACUCGGGAAGGGCCUGAAGAAAUUCUUGUCGGACGAGAUUGUAGAGAAGGGAAAGGGCAAGGAGCAACUUGCCGUCGUGGAUCCCAAGCUUGGCAGCGCGAUCAGCAAGAAGCUCGGUCUCAAGGUCGUCGCGGACAAGGAGUAUCAGGACCUGUUUCGUGGUAUUCGGGAGCAGCUUGCUUCGCUACUUGAUGGUCUGGACCCUAAGGAUCUCGCUACCAUGAGCCUAGGUCUUAGCCAUUCAUUAUCACGGUUUAAGCUCAAGUUCUCCCCCGACAAGGUCGACACCAUGGUAGUACAGGCGAUAGCUCUGCUGGAUGACUUGGACAAAGAGAUCAACAUUUACGCCAUGCGAGUAAAGGAAUGGUAUGGCUGGCAUUUCCCCGAACUCGCUAAAAUCCUCACGGACAACCUCGCCUACGCGAAAGUCAUCAAAGCCAUGGGCUUCCGCACGAACGCCAUCAACACUGACUUCUCCAAAAUCCUGCCUGAGGACCUCGAAGCCACGAUCAAAGCUGCCGCUGAAAUCUCCAUGGGCACCGAGAUCUCGGACUCGGACAUUGACCACAUUCACGCACUCUGCGACCAGGUCAUCGAGAUAUCCGCCUACCGCACCCAGCUCGCGGAGUACCUCCGCAACCGCAUGAACGCCAUUGCGCCCAAUCUCACCGCGCUCGUCGGCGAACUCGUCGGCGCGCGAUUGAUCAGCCAUGCCGGCAGCCUGCUCAACCUCGCGAAGCACCCCGCCAGUACGGUGCAGAUCCUCGGCGCGGAGAAGGCUCUUUUCCGCGCGCUCAAGACCAAGCACGAUACGCCCAAGUACGGUCUGAUCUAUCACGCAUCGCUCAUCGGCCAAGCACCCCCCAAGCUGAAGGGCAAGAUGGCUCGUAUGGUCGCCACCAAGGCGGCGCUUUCCAUCCGCGUGGACGCGCUCACGGACGCAGAGGGCAAAUCCGAGCCGGACGCACCCACGAUCGGGCUCGAGAACCGGGCCAAGCUCGAGUCGCGCCUGCGCGCGCUCGAGCACCAGGCGGACGCCGGCGGCGUGCGGCAGUUUGCGAACGGGCCGAAGAAGACGGCUAAGUUCGAGAUGAAGGGCGAGGCGAAGACGUACAACACUGCGGCGGACUUCGUGCCGACGCAGAGGGAGGGCGAGGGCGAGACACCGGUGGAGAAGGCGGUGAAAGCGGUGUUGGACGUGAAGGAGGAGAAGCGGCGGGCGAAGGAGGAGCGUAAAGCGAAGAAGCGGGCUGAAAAGGAGAAAGGGAAAGCGAAGGAGGACGGGGAGGCAAGCGAUGACGAGAAUGCGAUGGAGGUGGACGGGGAGGAGAGCAAGAAGGAGAAGAAGAGGAAACGGAGGGAAAGCGAGAAGCCUCCAGCUGCUGACGUUUCGAUGGAGCUUGAAGAGACCGAGGAGCAGCGCAAGGCACGGAAGAAGGCAAAGAAGGCGGAAAAGGCUGCCGCUACUAGCAAAGCAGAUGGGGCGAACGGCGACUCGCCCGAGAAAAAGAAAAAGAAGCGCAAGUCGGAGGUGUCAUAACCCCGCUGUGUUUUGUGCUUUCUCUCAGUUAGCCGGGUUUAUGUUGAUCGCCAAAACAAUGGUUCAUUGGCUUAACUGGCUCUGCUAGCAUUUUACCUCGUUGUAUUGAUCUGUAUAUACUGUGCUUUUCCGUAAUAUUGCUGUCCAUUACGUAGACCAGGCUCAGCGCCUCUUCCAUAAGGUGCGAUGAAAAUAAUCGGUGUACGAAACGUAAGCUCAGGGUAUAACGAUCAAGCUUCCGUACCCUUCGUACCGGUCUUGAGGAAAGACUGGUAUAGCGCUUCGCAUUUGUCCACUAACUCGCUGCUAUGCGUUCUAUGCUUCUCGUAUUGCUGAACAACGGUGAGCCCAACGUGCUCGUGGCCCCACCGGUCCGUUUCCGAGCCGAAGCGCACAGGCAGCAGUGGAUUUUUGGUGACGUCGUUCUUCGCAGGCCGCAGCACGGAAGGCGAGAACGGUUUUUCCGUCGUUUCCGAAGGAGAGGAGGAGGAAAAGGCGGAUAUGUAGAGGGGAAUGACAGACAACGGUACGAGACACAUGUGUACUCCAGCAACAGCGGACUUGUAAGCUGUGAUUGUGUGGUGCGGGGAUCCGAGCGCACGAGCGAUGUAAAAGGCAACCACCUUCAACAUAUCGAGGAAUGCGCCAAUCAGUGCGUUAGCGAAGUUGGUCGAGACCACGCCGGGUUGUACGAGCACAUGCCGUAUUCGCGGCACGCUGUCCCCGUUUGCGCUAUCUUCCCGUGACCGCCUAUCCAGCACAGAGGCGAUCAAGUCAAUCUGGUAUUUGGAGCAUUCGUAAGAAUAGCUGGUCCGGAGAAGUUGCCAGUCGCCCGGGUACUCCGCAUAGUGGUACGGGGAAGCUUCAAUUGAUGUCGUCCACAACACACGAGCUGGUCCUACAUCUUUCUUGGGGAUCCGAGAGAGAAGGGGUUGCAAGGUUCGAUAGAGAACAUAGUGGCCAAACACGUUGCAUUGCCAGACCCAGCCCAAACCGUCCGGGCUCAUCUCACCCGCAUGCUGGUAGUUGUACUCGGGUGAAGUGACGGCCAUCAUGGGGGAGCGGGUGAUCUGAAGGCAGGCUUUCACGGGAUCCAUUCCUUUGUAGCUUGCAAUGCCAGCGUUGCAUAUGAGGUGCGAGACAUAAGAGUACUUGUGGCCAACUUCUUCGCCGAAGUGCAGGAUGCUCUGAAUAGAGGCCAUGUCGACAUAAUGGAUCUCUAUCCGCAAGUUUGUGCGGAAUCGGUCUGCGUGAUCGUCGUACGACCCUCGCUGCUUUCGACGCGUCAACUCGGUAUCGAGUAGCUUGUACAGUUGUUCCCGUGCGGCUUCGGCGCGCUUGACGCUUCUGCAGGCCAAUAUCAACGUGAGCGCUUCGCAUGGAAGCACUGGCGCGUCAUUUUCGUGUUCUUGCGAGGUAACUAGGUCGACUUGAGGUUUGGCGUCGGGUGG